Cuscuta europaea is the source of this 2737-nucleotide messenger RNA. NCBI's taxonomy places the organism in Eukaryota, Viridiplantae, Streptophyta, Magnoliopsida, Solanales, Convolvulaceae. The record is from the annotation of a GenBank genome assembly.
UGCGUAAGAUAUUUCCAGAGAGCAGUGCUCUCCUUCUUCUCUUUCCCUUUGUGUGAGAAUAGAGUGAGGGUCUUAGUGGGUAGAAGAAAAUUGGGAGAUGUUGUAGCUAGCCCUAAAGUGGUGUGUGUGAGCCAUUGACGGAGGUUGGAGACAUGAGUCGGACACGGAUUAGAUCCUUACAGUGGUAUUAGAGCCUAGGGUUGCCGUCGCCGUCGGUUUCGCCGGAUUCCGCCAUCUGAAAAGCUCUGCCAUCAUACGCCACCUUCCGUCGUCGAUUUGAGGUCAGGAAAGCCGUCACUCGUUGAUUGAGUCGCCACCAGAGGUCUCUGUUCUUCCGCCGUCGCAGUAGCUGUUGGUAUAGCUCACCGCCGUAGAGAGUUGCUCGCCAGUUGCAUCUGCCGAUUUGUUCGUCACUGGAGCCGUCACCUGAGAGCCGCCUAUUGUCGUCGCUGCAGGCCACCAACGCAUGAAGCUCGGCCAAAUCCAUUCUUCUGGUGUGGAUUAUGCUGAAGGCUGGUGCUGAGAUCAUUCGCAUCAGAGGAAGCGAGGAAGGGGCUUGAGUUCUUGCGUAGAAGGAACACUUGGGUUGUGUAGCAGUGAGCUGUGUGGGCUUGAAGAGUUGGGCUGCAUUGCUAUUUCUUGGACUAGGCUUGGAGCUGAACUGCUAUUUUGGGCUGCUGGAUUCCUGAAGGAAAGCUGGACCAGGCUGCAACGGCUGCAGGAGCUGCUGAACCUGGACAACUUCUGGACCGCCGAUCAACCACCAGCCAACGCCGGUCAACGUCGGUCAAUGCCGGUCAAACUCAUUCAACAGUCCGAAAAUCCCAAUUUUUUAAUUGGGUAGGUAAGGUCGAAACUCUCUCCUAGGGUUUCGCUAAAUUAAAUUGGCGAUAAACAUCCUAGGUGCACUGGGUGCCUCCAGAUUUAAUUUAUUCCCCCUCCCCGCGGGCCGCUAGUAGAUUGUAUCCCGACCGCCAACCCCCCAGGUGUGUUUGCUAAACCGUCUCCUUUGUAGCAGAAUAUUUUAGUUGAUUAAAUUGAAUUACAAAGUGUUGUUAAUUUCAAUUCUUGUGCGUAAGGGUGGUUUUUUGGGUGUUAGGGGCAGAAUUAAUUAAUCCUAAUUGCUGCCCGGAGUUGUUUUAGGUGCCAAACUAUCCAAAAUUGCUAUUUGUUGCAUGUUGUCCGGGGUUAUUAAAGUGGAUACUUUAUAGCCCGGGUUGAUUUAUUUUCUGUCAAAUUUGUUUGUUUAGCUUUGUGUUGUUUUGUGGUUGAUACCAUGGCUGCUAAUCAGUAUUGUAUGCUUCUGUUUAACGGAAAAACAGAUUUUUACAUAUGGAAACAAAAAAUCAAGUGUGUUCUAAUACAACAAAAAGUUUUCAGAGUUGUCACUGGUAUUUUUCCUUGAAUCAGAAGAUAAGCCUAAGCAAAUUGAAAUGAACGAAACUGCUUGUUCUACUAUUUACUUGAAUCUGUCUGAUUAUGUGCUUAGGAAAGUGGGUAUUCUUGAAUCCGCUAAGGAAUUGUGGGAGAAAUUGGAUAGUCUCUAUAUUGAUACCUCUUUGCCCAGGAAGUUGUUUUUACUUGAGAAAUUCUUUAGGUUUAGGUUUGAUCUGACUAAGGAUAUAGAUGAGAACUUGGAUGUGUUUAAUAAACUGAUACCGAAUAUCAAACAAGCAGGUGAUGAACAAAUAGAUGAUUAUACUCCCAUAGUGUUACUUAAUGCCAUUCCCGACUCUUAUAAUGAUGUCAAGUCCGCUAUUAAGUAUGAUAGGGAUGAGAUUUUGCUAGAUAUUGUUGUUAAUGGGUUAAGGAGCAAGGAAUUAGUCCUGAAGCAUGCUAAGGAUAGUCAUAGUCAGUCCAGGGGCUCCGAUGAGGCUAUGUUUGUUAGAGGUAGAUCUGAGAGUAGGUCCAAGCACUUUAAGCAAAAUACUCAAAGUAAGAACACUAGUCAGCCUGGGAGGAAGAGGAACAAAUCUAGGAAGAGAGUGUGUUACAACUGUGGUAACGUUGACCAUUUCAUCAAGGACUACCCUAACCCUAAGAAAGCUGUUGAAGACUAUUUUAUUGUGAAUCAAGUUUGUCUGUUUUGUCUGUAAUAAUUUAGAUGUUUACUAUUUCUGUUCUGCACUAAUUAAAUAUAUCUGUUAGAAUAGUAUUCAAUAUGGGCCAAGUGUUAGGCCCAUACUUAGGCGAGAAGCCUUUUUACGCAUACCUGAGCCUCGCCUAUAAAAGAGGGUGGAGGACUCAGGUUUGCGGUUAACUUUCGUAUCUGCUCAAAAUAGCCUUAGCGCUGAUCAUUCUUGUACGAACUGUUCACGGUAUAUCAGAGAAGGUUUACAUUUGAUCUUUCUGUGUUCAUCUUUGUUGAUAAUCUUUCAUCUGUAUGUCAUAUUAUAUUGCUGUUAUAGAAAACAAGGACUAACAAAUGGUAUCAGAGCCGAUCGAGAGCUGAUCAGAAGAACUAUCUGCGAAAGACUCUGUUUUUCCUCCCUUUUUGUAGAAUAGCGAGUUUAUCAUCUGUAAUCUUAUUUCUGCACCAAAUAUUGUAAAAGUUAUACUGUUAGAAUCGCGUUUCAAAGACGAUCAACCAGUAUAUCUUCUUUUUUCGUUUCCGCACUUUCUUGUUCUCUGUAAACUCGCAUCCAAGAACUCGCAUCCCUCGUUUCUCUAAGUUAUGUGCAGCUUUUUGACCUGAAACUUGGGUGAAAGGAUCUCUACAGGAAGGGCUACAACUUAC